CCAGAGGGCACAGGAAGCUUCGUUCCACACUGUCCACCCACACUUGAACCUCACAGACAGGAGCUGCCCUCCAGAAUGUUCCUCCUUUCCACAGGACGCUGUCUUUCCCUCCAAAGUGCAUGCAACAGAAUUCAUGCAAAGCAGCAAUGAUAUCCUCUUGUGACUCCUCUUUUCCUGUUGGCCCUCCACAGCAACCCUCUUCCCACCCCCAAGUCCCAUUAAGUCGAUUUAGAUCCACAUUAUGAACUUCCAGGCAAGAAAGAUGAAGUUUUGUACACUUGAUCAUCAUUGUUUUGCAACUCGGGUCUCUUCCUCACAGACAAUCCAGUGACCCCGUUUGCCGAGGGGGCAGCAGAGAUUCUUGGAAUGUUGCAGGGUGCGAAGACAAGCUGGAGUUGUGUAACUACCACCCACAACAGCCAACCUAGUGGGGGGUGGUGCAUAUCACAAGCUAUAAGUGUGGCCAAACAGGAUGGUUCAACAGUAGACAAGCACCUGCAACUGAGUGAGAUCUGUUGGGAUUGCUUAGGUGAACAUCUACACUUCUUUCUAUUGAAACAUACAUGCAACAUGGAGUCAAGAACUACUCUGAUCUUCAUUUUCACCUUGUGGACAACUCUUCUUGAAGGCUGGGGGUUGCCUCUAGUGCCCCAGACUGACCUGAGCGACCCGUCUGCAAGCCAUAGGGUCAGAAGCAAACGCUGCUCCUGCAACAACCAGCUGGACUCCGAAUGCCACUAUUUCUGCCAUCUGGACAUCAUCUGGGUGAACACCCCAAGUAAGACCACUGUGUAUGGAUUGGGCAGUCCGUUGUCUCGUCGGCGCAGGUCUACAGGCCGCUGCUUCUGCGCCAGUCCUACAGAUCGGACAUGCAACGCCUUCUGUCGCUACAGCUCUGAAAACCCUGCCAUCAAGCUGGUGCACCCAUCUGAACCUGUGCCUGACAAACAUGAACAACCCAAAUCAGAUCAACUUAUUGCCCUAAAUAACUCUGAAAACGCCAGUCCAGGAGUUCUGGUUUUAGGGAAGUCUUCCUCCCUUGGGGCUCGUUCAGACAUCAUAACUUUCCUCGGGAACCUGGUUAGGGCUAGAGCCAGAGUCAUGGGAAAGGCAUCCAAGGCCAGUAAACCUGGCUACAGAUGAGGUCCUUACCUAAAGGAGAGAUGGGAGUGCGAGCACUUGAACAAAAAAAGACCCUUGUGAAACGAGGGGCAGAACAACAUGCAUUCGCUGCGAUCUGGAAGCAGCGUUCCUUAAGGACAGUCCUGAGGAAAAGGAGCCUUUGUCACAUGUUUAAGACAGAAUGGGAGAGAUGAAGGCUUGGGAGAUGUGAAAGAGAGAUUUGUGAGAUGAAGGCAAGUCAGACCUGUCCACUGGGACAGCACAAAAGAGGGUUAGGUGUUCACGACAGUCCUGUAGUGCGAACAGGACAUUAGCUAAGUGGCUGUGUUAAAGCUACCUGACAGAAUAAUAGCUAGUCCGAAACACCAAGUUUGAACUGCUAAAGAUAAAAGAGACAGGUAAAGUGCUAAUGAAAAGUUGGUUGGAAGAGCACAGGUAGUAAGAAACUGAGGUACUACUAUUUACUGGCACCAUUGGAGCCGGCCUACAUCUGUUAGUUUAUUUUUCUGUUUAACAAAACAGAAAAAAGUGUAAAAGUUAUAAUGUUAUCAACUAAAAUAUAGAGGGGUGUUUUUAUAAAUAUAAAAUAAGUAAACACUGACUAUAAUUAUAACUAUAUAUAUGUACUAUUUCCCUUCUGCUUGACAAGCAAUAACUUGUCUUUUUUGAAGCAAGAAUCCCCAAACUGCAAUUUGGAUUUCUUGUUACCUAAAUGCCUUCAAAGUUGGCAUAAUAAUAGAAUGUUUCGGAGAAAAUAGCUUUGAAUGGAGUGUGAUCUUGUUUUUCAUAUCAAUCCAGCUUUAAUUAACAUUAUAUGUUUCCCUAAGUGAUGCAGACAGUUGCGUUGUUGCAAUCUGUUGUUAUGACCUUAAGAUGGACAAUGGAUUUAAUCUUGCCAAAAAAUGCUGGAGUACUUUCCAAUUUAUUGAAUAGCACUGGAACAUUUUGGAGCACUUUAUUAUUUUAGUGGUUGUGCUAUUAUAUAUAUAAACAAUAUUUAAUCAUUAACAGUUCUGUAGAGAAGAUUCCUGUAUUGUGUAUAUCAGCAAUAUGGUUUGGUUAUAAAGUUUUAAAUCAUUAUGAUGAAAUUUAUGUAUUCCAUAAAUGUAUUUAUUUCACUUACUCUAUAACUCCAAAUA
Messenger RNA from Labeo rohita (rohu), 2261 nucleotides. RefSeq lists its product as uncharacterized. The transcript has 5 exons. Gene Ontology annotation, molecular function: hormone activity; endothelin B receptor binding. Gene Ontology annotation, biological process: vein smooth muscle contraction; regulation of systemic arterial blood pressure by endothelin; regulation of vasoconstriction. NCBI's taxonomy places the organism in Eukaryota, Metazoa, Chordata, Actinopteri, Cypriniformes, Cyprinidae. Bases 367 to 1143 code for a protein of 258 amino acids. Gene Ontology annotation, cellular component: extracellular region. The record is from RefSeq and is a predicted model, not a curated record.